This is a messenger RNA of Dendrobium catenatum, 1246 nucleotides long. Its product is annotated as WAT1-related protein At1g44800-like. The record is from RefSeq and is a predicted model, not a curated record. The transcript has 7 exons. NCBI's taxonomy places the organism in Eukaryota, Viridiplantae, Streptophyta, Magnoliopsida, Asparagales, Orchidaceae. Bases 1 to 1161 code for a protein of 386 amino acids. Gene Ontology annotation, cellular component: plasma membrane. Gene Ontology annotation, molecular function: transmembrane transporter activity.
AUGACGGCGAUGAAGACGGCCAGCGGCAGCAGUGCGAACUUGUUUCAGAAUCUGAAGCCUUAUGUGUUUAUCAUAUUGCUUCAGUUUGGUUAUGCUGGCAUGUACGUAAUCACAACUGCAACACUCAAGAAUGGUAUGAACCAUUAUGUUCUGGUUGUGUACCGUAACCUUGUCGCUGCUGCCAUCAUCGCCCCAUUUGCACUUUGGUUCGAGAGGAAGAACAGAUCGAAGAUUACGCCGCUCAUCUUCUUCAAGAUUGUAGCCCUCGCUAUGCUGGAGGUUGUUUUAGAUCAGAAUUUCUAUUACAUGGGAGCCAAAUUGACAAACGCAAGCUUUUCUGCUGCGUUUUACAACAUACUUCCAGCAAUGACUUUCAUGCUGGCCAUUCUUCUAAGAAUGGAGAAGAUAAAUAUUAGACGAAGACGUAGUCAAGCAAAGGUUAUUGGAACAGCAAUAACGCUGGUUGGUGCCAUUUUGAUGAUACUCUACAAAGGCCCCGUUGUUGAGUUUUUCUGGACUGUGGGAAGAGCACAACAUCAUCCUGCUGCUGCUGCUGCUGCUGCUGCUAGCCAAGGCGGAACUAUGACCUGGCUCAAGGGUACCUCCAUGCUCUUCGUGAGCUGCAUCAGCUGGUCUCUGUUCUUCAUCCUUCAAUCGAACACAUUGGAAUCAUUCCCAUCAGAGCUCACACUGACAACUUUGAUAUGCGGCAUUGGAGCUUUGCUCAGCGCAACGGUCGCAUUUGUGAUGGAGCGUGGAAACGUUAAGCCAUGGAUUAUAGGUUUGGAUAUGAGGCUCUUCACAGCAGUCUAUUCUGGUAUAGUUUGCUCUGGUGUUGCUUAUUGUGUUCAAGGGAUAGUUAUGAAAGAGAGAGGUCCAGUCUUUGUCACAGCCUUCAAUCCUCUUUGUAUGAUCGUAACUGCGAUUAUGGGAUCUAUCAUUUUUGCAGAGGAAAUCUCUCGUGGAAGGGUUAUUGGUGCAGUAAUUAUAGUGAUAGGCCUUUACUUCCUCAUAUGGGGAAAGAGCAAUGAUCAUCUUGCUUCAAAGAAAGAGGUGACAGAUCAGCUCCCCGUGGCCAUGGCUGCAACCAAUGGCACAAAGCCAGGAUGCACUGUAAGCCCCACAACGCACAUUGAGAUUCCAGCAGUUACGAACCCAUGAAGCUUAGUUGUUAACUUGUUAUAGUACAGCUGAUGAGUUUGUUGAAUUAGAUUAAGAUUAACACCAUCUCCAAGCUGAUUAGUGC